GCAGGAGGAGGAGCCGAUGAACUGGGUCACAUGGUUGCGCACAGUUCGCUCCUCGAAACAGUCACAGCAAAAGCAGUCCGCCAAACCUACUGGAGUCGCGCCUCCUCUCGCAGCCCCAAUUCUCUUAUUAUCUCUGAAUGGUGAACGGGUUUUUAUACAUUUAUUUCGUGUUACACUGAAAAACCGACGAGCUCUUAUUUUUGAUUUAUUGGGAGAGAAGAAUUUAGCACGACCGACGAAAAUUUGCGUAUUUUUGGCGUCGUUGAACGCAAUCUCUGAAAACUUCGGUCUCUUAUCUAACAUUUCUUUCCUCCUUUUGAUCAGGUCGUUGUUAUUUCUUAUUUGUCUGAAGUGUAUGCAGUCUUCAGCAGGUUUGGGUGUCGUUGAUUUAAUGUGGUAGUAUCUCAGUCGGUAUCAAUCAGCGACUUUGCAGUUGCUGAUCACUAAAACAGAAACACGGAUUCUGCACUGAGGUAGCAGAGGAGGAGGAAAACCCCCCAAAACACAGGACAUGGAGUCUACAAAGGCUGGAGGCGUAAUAGCCUACAUCAGCUCAUCCAGCUCCAGCUUGAGCCCGGAGUCAUGCCACAGCGACUCCUCCAAUGGCAGCUACCAGUCAUCCUCGCCGUCUCACGGCUCCUCACCCAGCCGCAACCAGCUGGGUCAGCCGGCAGCAUUCCCCGCUGACGGCAAAAAACUUCCAGGGACUCAAAAAAGCGGACGCUCAUCCUCCACUGCAAAAUGUGGAAUCACAAAAAUCAAUGGCCUGGUGCUGCUUUGUAAAGUGUGUGGCGACGUGGCGUCUGGUUUCCACUACGGCGUCCAUGCGUGCGAGGGAUGCAAGGGCUUCUUCAGGAGAAGCAUCCAGCAAAACAUCCAGUACAAGAAGUGCCUUAAGAACGAGACCUGCCCCAUCAUGAGGAUCAACAGGAACCGCUGCCAGCAGUGCCGCUUCAAGAAAUGCUUGAUGGUUGGGAUGUCUAGAGACUCUGUGCGCUUUGGCCGGAUCCCCAAGCGUGAGAAACAGCGCAUGCUGCUGGAGAUGCAGAGUGCCAUGAACAACAUGAUGAACAACAACCAACUCAACAGCAGCCAGACGCUUUCUAUCGGCCAACCGCUGAUAGCUAGCGCUACAGAAGCUACCUCAGAGGACACAAGCACCACCUCCUCCUGCUCUCCAUCCAACCAAUCAGACUCCAGCUCUGAGCCUGAACCCACAGUCGCCAUGGACACCAGCCCCAGCUCGGUUUCCCCUCGCUCAUCGGACAGCGGGGAGGAGGAAGUGAUCGGCUCAGUGACCAGGGCUCACCAGGAGACCUUCAUGUACAACCAGGAGCAGAGCAGCCUGGCAGUGGAGGCCCCGGCCCCCUCAGGCCCCCUGAACAGUGGCUCCGCCCAAAACACCACUACCAAGAACCGGGCCGAGGAGCUGCAGGACUCCUGGAAGAACUGCCACAACAACAUGGUCACCAUUUCAUCACAGGAGGCCUCUGCCAGCCUGGCCCCCCGGCUUCAGGAGGACACCAACCACUGCCCCUUCAGACUGUCAAGGACUGCUGCCACCAGCCACUGCCCAGCCUACAAUCAUGGAGCGUUCAGAGCUCCGCCCACAGAGGGGUUCACCAACGGAGCCUUCAAUGGGCCCCACUGGAGAGGAGGCAACAGGAUGUACCUGCUUUGUCCCAUGAACACGUCUGCUCAGGUGGACCCUCAGAAGUCCGGCCACGAGGUGUGGGAGGAGUUCUCCCACAGCUUCACCCCUGCUGUCAGGGAGGUGGUGGAGUUUGCCAAGAAGAUCCCGGGCUUCAGAGACCUGUCCCAGCCGGACCAGGUCAGCCUGCUGAAGGCCGGCACCUUUGAGGUGUUGGUGGUUCGCUUUGCCUCUCUGUUUGACUUGAAGGACCGCACCGUCACCUUCCUGGGUGGGAAGAAGUACAGUGUGGACACUCUGAAGGCCAUGGGGGCCGGAGACCUCCUCAAUUCCAUGUUAGACUUCAGUGAAAAACUCCUCAACCUCGGCCUGAGCGAGGAGGAGAUGAGCCUCUUCACUGCUGUGGUUCUGGUCUCUGCAGACCGUUCCGGCAUAGAAAACGUGAACUCAGUGGAGGCCCUGCAGGAGACUCUGAUCCGCGCCCUGCGAAGCCUCAUCACCAAGAACCACCCGAACGAGUCGGCCAUCUUCACCAAGCUGCUGCUAAAGCUGCCUGACCUGCGCUCGCUCAACAACAUGCACUCUGAGCAGCUGCUCGCCUUCAAGGUCCAUUCCUGAAGACUCCUGUAGUACUUGACACAACACAAACUGUAACGGCUGUGAUCGGACCCGGGGGCCACACCUCCCAUCCCAACCAAACCUGCACCUCUCCACCUCUCCCAUGAUGCUUUGAAAGCUCAAACCUGACAUUUACAGAGGGAGGAAGACCAUAAAAUGUUCUUGUACUGUACUGUAGGGCGUAACAGCCUGUGUGAUGGUAAUGCGUACAUACAGACACACUGAUAGAUGUAUAUGUUUCUUGUGUUUGUGUGUAGCAUACUGUUUGUUUGCAAGUGUACAAAUGUUAGAAGCACUUUUCUGUAUAGCGUAGGCUGGUAUUUUUGCAUUCAUAGUGCAAUAUGUGAAUGCUUUUAUGAUUUGAGCUGUUUAGCUAAGAGUUGAGUAUGUGCUUCUCAGUGGCACACAUUAAUCUGAAGAGGUGCUAAUGUGACGCAGGGCGAGUUAAAAACACAAGACCCCUGAACACUGAGCGACUGACGAGGAGGAAUUGUCUUUAAAUUUAAAGAAGCAGACGACAACGAGAUGAAUGUUGAGGUCGGAGGAAUUGGAGGAUGUUUUAAAAUUGAAUGAAUUAGGGAAGCAAACAAAGACAAAGUUUUAUUUCAGGCUUUCAUGCAGUUUUUUUUUUUACAUGCUAUGCUGUGUUUUUGUAGUUUCGGGUCAUUUUCUAAAUUAUUUGGGCAUUGUGACAAAUCAAAUAUCAGUGUUGCUGUAUUGCUUGCUGAUUUCUGCACAUUGGAAACGGAGACGCUCUGAAACAACAAAAUCAGAUCCUGGACGCGUUUGGACAUCUUGGAGACACAUUUUCCUCUUUAUAAAAAAAAAAAAUAAGAGAGAGACCCAGGUGUCCGCUGUCCUGUGUUGGUGGCAACCUCCCCUCCGGCUCAGACGCAGGUUAACGUCUCGCAGCCACCAGCAGUUCCCUCUUUGAAGGCACGUCGUCUCUGUUCUACAAACUGUACAGACUCUAGCUGAGCGUAGAUGAGCUGAAUAGGUAUUCCACAUAAAGUUCUGAUUGUAACUGAAGUGAUUGUAAUUUGAAGCUGAGUUGCUGGUGUUCAGAUAUUUUUCGCGAUGCCAUCUUUUUGUUCCCCGUCGGUGAAUUCAGAAUGUCUGGCCUUUUUGAUAUCCAGAGCUUCAGUUAUUGUGUUAACAUUGUUGACAUGUGGUUCUGUUCUCCUCUGUGAAAGGAUUGCAGUAUGCAUAGAUUUAUAUAUGAAUAUAGUAUACAAACUAUCAUACAUACAUAAUGUAUAGAUGAAUAUAUCUAUAUAAAUAAAUUUUAUAAAUGCAGA
Notolabrus celidotus (New Zealand spotty) is the source of this 3567-nucleotide messenger RNA. RefSeq names its product nuclear receptor subfamily 1, group D, member 2b (gene nr1d2b). The coding region runs from base 512 to 2269 and encodes 585 amino acids. Gene Ontology annotation, biological process: cell differentiation; negative regulation of transcription by RNA polymerase II; hormone-mediated signaling pathway. Gene Ontology annotation, molecular function: nuclear receptor activity; RNA polymerase II cis-regulatory region sequence-specific DNA binding; zinc ion binding. The transcript has 8 exons. The record is from RefSeq and is a predicted model, not a curated record. NCBI's taxonomy places the organism in Eukaryota, Metazoa, Chordata, Actinopteri, Labriformes, Labridae.